Molecule: messenger RNA, 1134 nt
Organism: Paramecium tetraurelia
Lineage: Eukaryota; Ciliophora; Oligohymenophorea; Peniculida; Parameciidae
Exons: 2
Cellular component (GO): cytosol
Source: RefSeq, a predicted model, not a curated record
AUGGCAGAUAUAAAAUUGAAAAUUCAUUCAUAGGAAUUUGAUAAGUCCAAAUUGAUAAAGGAGAAGAAGGAAAUAAUUUAGCGAUUUUAGCAAUAAUGGAUAAAGGAAUCUGAAGAACCUCCAAGAUAUAAGAAAGGAAUUAAAAUUAAAAAUUACAUUGACAUGGGCAAGUAUGAGGGAGAAUUAAACAAUGAUAAAAGAUGUGGCAAAGGCAUAUAUUAUUAUAGUAAUGGUGACACUUAUGUGGGAGAAUGGAAGGACGAUAGGUUUCAUGGAAAAGGAGUUUAUUUAUUCGCAAAUGGAGAGAGAUAUGAUGGAGAUUUGAGAGAAAGCAUCAAACAUGGCCGUGGUAUAUAUUUAUAUGAAAAUGGUAACGUAUAUGAGGGAGAAUGGGCUAAUGAUAAAAAAAAUGGUUAGGGAACAUAUACAUACUUUGUAAAUAGCGAAAAAUUUGAAGGAUAAUGGGUUGACGGAGAAAAACAUGGGAAGGGUAUGUACAUCUACACAACUGGUGAUAAAUAUUUUGGAGAUUGGAGAGAUGGUGCUAAAUCAGGGAAGGGUGUAUUUGAGUAUUUAAAUGGGACAAGAUUUGAGGGAGAAUUCUUGGAUGAUAAAGCAAAUGGAUUGGGAGUGAUGGAGUAUUAAAAUGGAGAUAAAUAUGAAGGAGAAUGGCAAGGAGGUUUAAAAGAAGGAUAAGGAUUAUACUAAUAUUCAGAUGGAGCUAAAUAUCAAGGAGAAUGGAGGAAUGAUACUUAAUUUGGACAUGGAAUUUUAUAUUAUGUUGAUGGGGAUAGAUAUGAAGGAUCUUUUGUGGACGGAAUACGUUCUGGCAAAGGAAUUUAUACUUAUUCUAAUGGAGAUAGGUUUGAAGGAGAUUAUCAGAAUGAUACACGAAAUGGAAUAGGAAGAUUGCAAAUGGUCAAUAAUGAUGUUUAUUUUGGAGAAUGGGUAAAUGGAAAAAGUUAUGGAAAAGGAAGAUAUGAAUAUGCGAAUGGUGAUUAUUUUGAAGGUGUGUUUUAGGAUGGAAAGAGAUAAGGAAAAGGAGUGUAUUAUUGGAAAAAUGGAGACAAACUUAUUGGACAGUGGAAAAAUGAUAAAAUGGAUGGAGAGGGAGAAUUUCUAUAAAAGCAUUGA